Molecule: messenger RNA, 11202 nt
Organism: Cladocopium goreaui
Lineage: Eukaryota; Dinophyceae; Suessiales; Symbiodiniaceae
Source: the annotation of a GenBank genome assembly
AUGCCUGUGAUGUCUAUAGGCAUCGGAGGGCUGGAAAGAUCUAAUGCGUCCACCAUUGUUGCGAAUUGGAUCAAGCAGGGUGGGCGAGGAAUUGACACAGCCCUUGUCUAUCGAGACCAAUCAGUUGUUCCGGAGGAGCUGGCAAAAGCAGGCAUAGAUCGCAAGGAUGUCUUCAUCACCACGAAGAUUCCCGGCUGCAUGGGAACAAAAUACAGCGUUGAAUAUGAUUUGAAGCAGCUGCAAACUGACUACAUUGACCUCUUGCUGAUCCACUAUCCAUCAGGGAAUUGCUCGGAGGCGUGGUCUGUUCUGGAAGACUACCAUAGCAAGGGAACUUUGCGCGCUAUUGGUGUCAGCAACUUCAAGAAGUCAAACUUGGAGUCCUUGCUUGCGACUGCCAAAGUUCGUCCUGCUGUCAACCAGAUGGAGCUGAACGUUUUGGAGUAUGACGAGGAGGCAAUGGACACGUCAAAACAGAUGAACAUCACUGUGGAGGCUUAUUCUCCAGUUGGGCGCAGUGGUCAUUCCGGUGAUAUUCGUGACAACAAGAUUAUCAAGUCAGUGGCGGCCGCACAUAACAUUAGCACUUACCAAGUUGCGUUGAAGUGGAUCCUCCAGCAUGGCAACAUCAUCACAUUUCAGUCCAGCUCAGCUGAGCAUCAGGAUAGUGCUAGCAAUUUGGGCUCUACCACAUCAUGGACUAUGAUGGGUGACGGCUCGGUGCCAGAUGUGGGCCAGCCUGCUCAGGCACCAAAAGCGCCACCUCCCAGCUUAGUUCAGGGUAGCCAGGCACAAGGGUGGACAGCGGGUCAACCAGCAUCGACCAGUUCAGGGACACCACCACCAGCUGAUUUUAGCGCUUGGGGUGAAGUGGAUCCACCUAGAGCUGAACCUAGCGCUCCUCCUGCUCAACCAGCCUAUGCAGAUGCUCCAGCCAAUCAAGCUGCUCGCCAAGUGCUUGGAUCAGCACAACAGCAGGCCAAGAGGUUGGCUGCUCAGAAAGCUCAGGCCAAGCGCAAAGGCCAGAAAGGGAUCAAGUGGGGCCAGAUGUCUGGGGCCAACUCCCAGAAUUUUCAGCUCCCUCCAUUCAUCCAACAGCUUGGUGCUCAAGAAAACGAGCGAUCGGUCUUGGUGGUGGACAGCCGUGACAAACGGAUCCAGUCGCCGUUCCAAGGCUGGCUGUUAGAUGAGAUCCUGCUGAAUGCCCAGUGCGGGAUCAACGUGCUGUCUGAUGGGAAGCUGAUCAGAUCCCCAAAUUCUGGAUACCAUAUGAACGUGUUCUACGUCAGGACGCUUGACGGCUUCAAGUUCAUCCUGGUCGGCUGCAUGACAUCAUACGGCACAGUUCCAUGCGCAAAGUGGGAUGCCCCUACUGGCGCCGUUAUGGCUCAUCCGGCUUUUCAGCCGUUCCGUUGGCCUAUGAUGACCAACGAGAGUGCGACGUGGGUCGACGUGAAGUUCAAAGUAGAGGGUGAGUUGCUCCUGCACCUCGAGCUCCGAGGGUACCGCUCGGAUGAGGAUAUGACAGUUCAAAUGAAUUACCUGAACGAUGCCUUGAUCAGGAACAUGAACUCAACACUGUUCAUUCCCUCCAUGGUGGUCACCAUUUUUCAGGGCUGGAGAGUGAUCGCAACAUCGUUUGAAGUGGGCGGUCGCCUGUAUGCCUGCAGUGAUGGGGGCGUGGUCGUUGCCAUGGACUACCCCUUGUGUCACUUUGAAGUGAGGAUCACAGCAACGUCAUCGGCAGACUCGAUCGGACUUGAUGCUGACCGAUUGGAGUUCAGGUUUCGCUCUGCAGGUGACUCCGUUGACGUGCGCUGCUCGCAGAUUGUGGUGCCAUCGACGUGGUUGGUUGUGUCCAGGGUUUCUGGACCGACUCUGAUCAAGAAUGCCCGCUGGUGCCGCGAACACUUUGCUCGCAUCGAAGGGCCUGAUCAGACUAUGCAGCUCUCUCAACUUGCAGGGAUCCAUGCUCAUUGGACAGCUGCUGUGGAGGCGGCAUCGAUCGAUGAGACCGGCCCCAGGAUCGGCGAAGUGGCAGUCAACACUCACCCUGCCAACUUACAUUUGACAUGUGAGUCGCCGCUCUUCAGGUCUGAGUUGAAGAUCGUGCCGAAGACUACUUUGGCGCUGCAAGCUCAUGAUGUUGAACAAGAGCAGAGCACGGCAGUUCUGCCGCCUGUGACAGGGGGGCCGUCGGUGGUGCCCCUGGCCUCGGCUCCGGGCCGUUUGCGCGACCUGGCUGGGUCUUCAAGCCAAGCGCUCACUGUGACACCCAACGCUCAAGUGGGUGUGUCAGUGACAGAGCCUGGUCAGGCGCCGAUGUGUGCUGCUCCUGAAGGGGGAACGGUCUUGGUCCAGAGGAGGUCGCUCGAGACACGGAGAGCGGAAGCGAUGGCUCCAGCCACUGUGACUCCACAGGCCUUCCUUGAUCAAGUUGACACCGCCGUUUCUGGAUACCAUCAUCCGGCAAUUUUGGCCCUGCCUGUGUUUUCUGAUGAUUUCGCACAGGCCAUAUUGGCCUCGCAGUACUCGAACCUGGCUUUGAUCGCCGCGAUGGAGGUGCGGUCAGCGCCAGAGUUUGUGGUCCAAGUUCAUGAGUGGGAGGCAUCGCUUGAUCCAGAUGCUCGUGACAUUAUCCUGGGGAAUGGGUUCAUGCUUGAGCAGUACUGGAGCUUGGCCAGUGCGAUCGAGAAGGCGUAUUUUGCCUCCACAGCCAACCAACUAGGGUUUGGGCUGUGCGACCCAGUGACUGUUGCUCUGAGCGCUGAGGCGGCCGAGGCUCGCCGCAAGUUGGCCAUGAAGUCGCUCGUCUCUAAGCCUCAACAGCCCCCUAGGAAGCUCUUGAAAAAGGACUCCAAUGACUCGUCGGCCACCCCACUGUUGGACCAAGAGAAUGCCGCCAAGCUCAAAUGGUCCAACAAGUUGGAGGAGAUCGGCAAGCGGGCAGGGGUCUUCUCAAAGUUGCUCCAGGACACUUCAAAUGGUGAGGGCUUAUCAGCAGCAGAGACUGCUCGGCUGCGACAGUUAGUCCUCUCAUCUGGUGCUCCUAGGACGAUGGCAGCUCAUAUCUCAGCUUGGGAAAGGUUCGAAGAUUGGGCAACGGCAGAAGGCCUUUGUGUGUUCCCGCUGACCCAUGACAAGCUGCUCAAGUAUGCCUUGGCCCCCGAUCAGAAAGAGUGUGGGCCCUCUGUGCUGCCGUCAUUUCGCACGUCCGUCAGGUGGGUCACUUCGAAGCUCGCCAUCGAGUGUCCUGAUCUGGCUCAUCCUGCUCUGCUGGCUGUUCAAUCGGACAUCACCCAGAAAAGGGCCACCACGUUGAAAGAGGCGGUUCCCUUCUCUAUCGAGCUCGUGGGCUGCCUUGAGAUGUUCGUCUGUGACAAGCUGGAACCAGCGCCUGCUCGCCUUUUCAUAUGGUGGUGGCUCUGCAUGGUCUUUGCGUCGCUGAGGUUCGACGAUGCCAUGCAUGUGAAGCCCAUGGAGCUGCUCAUGUCCGAGGAGGGCUUGUUCGGCGUGGCGUGGCAGACGAAGGUCGAGCGCCGUCGUCGCGGAACCAAGUUCGUGGUGCCCCACGUUGGCUUCAAAGAGUCGAAGUGGCUUGAAGAGGGCUGGAACUUGUUUAGUUCAGAAGACUUGGAGCGCGACUACUGGAUGCGUGAGCUCAACACCAGGGAGGAGUUCAAGAACUCCCCGGCUUCCUACCAGAGGUCUCUUCAGUGGCUCAAGUUCCUGGCCAAGUACGCUCUGAACCAGAAGUUCGAGGGCCCAGAGGUGCGGUUGAAGGAGCUGAUCAGCACCCUGUCAUCGCUGACAGCUCAUUCCGCUCGUGUGACUCUGCUGGACGCAGCUGUUCAUGCAGGUCGCUCGACGGAAGAAAUUGGCUUGCAGGCCAAUUGGAAGAACCCGGGCCCCUUGGUGCUCAAAUACACACGGAAUCGGACUAGCGUACCGGCUCAGAUGGUGCGCCAGCUCGUGAAAGACAUGGUCGAGCAGGAACACCCGUUCGAGGCCCCAGCUGACGCAGUCCUCGAUGAAGUCGACCUCUGUGCUCUAGACGAGGUGAUAUUCUUCGUCAAGACGCAAGGGUCACGAGCGUCCCAUGACUAUCGCUACCACUGCCUGCAGGUGGAUGAUGAUCAAGUGAUGGCAUGCGGUCGCAUUCGCCUUGAAGAUUGCACCGAAGUGGGCUCUACACUGCCGGAUGUCUCAGUGCUCUGCAAGCAUUGUGCACGAGUUCGGCCAGAGGUGGCGUCCAGGUGCUUCUCAGCUCGUCGAGUUUGGGCUCUGAGCGGUCAUCAAUCCGUAACCAUGGUCGAUCGCACCAACUAUGACAUUGACAAGACGCCCGAAUUGCCUUUGAGACAGAUCCUUGGGCGGCAACGGGUGCCCACGGAGCUGUGCAAGCUCGCUGCUGAUUCGGGUUUGUUGACUGUUGAGACCUUUGCCAUGCUCGGCGACACCAUUCAUGCGGUGAAGGCUGCUCUGCGCACCAUUGUGGCUGAUAACAAUCGGCUUGGUGCUGACGCUCCAGCGCAAGAGCUUGCCCUGACCAACUUGGCUGCGGUCUGGAAGACAUGCUCAACAAUGCAGGAUCAUUUUGCAGCCAGAAGAGCAAAGAUGGAGGAGGAUCCGUCCAAAGUCCCAGAAAUCCCAGGGGAGGAUCACGCUGAGUUUCGCGAUACGUUUGUCGCUCGACACCCGGACGUCCUCCUCCCUCUUCAUCGAGAACCUCACCGCAAGUUCGUUGAGCGGGUUCAGCGCGACUAUUUGGUCCAUGGCUUUGUGCAUUUCUACGAGGUGGGCGAGAUCCGCACCCGCAAUGAACAGAUCGCUCAGAAGUCAGGCAUCAGCAAGAAUGCUGAAGAUCUCCUGAGGGUGGUGAUGGUAGAUCAACCCACUUCAGCGAGCUCCGAGACGCAGGUCAUGGACAAGCUCCACACCUUUUUCAUUACGCUGGAGUAUCUCAACAUUUGCGAGUUCUCGUUCGCUGCUGGCCCCCUCAAGUAUUUGGCAGAGCUCGAGGAAUGGCGGCACGAGAACCGUGGUCUUGCUUUGCUUUUGACUGUGGACACACUCAUCCGGAAGAAAGUACAUCGUGUCAGCUCUGACCAGAGGAAGAAGUUCACCACUUUCUCGGCGGCAUUGCUAGAGGUGCUCACCCACCACAAGCAGCUCUGGAAUGAUGCCAGGUCCAGCGCGGAGCUCGACAAGUUCAAGCAGGCGCUCAACACCGGUGCUCCGAGCACCCCAGUGCGCAAGCGCUCGAGGUCCAGAUCUGGGUCGGCAAUCAAGACUUCGCCCAAAGCUCGCAAGAACAAGCAGAGAAGAGCUCGGCAGAAGGCCACUUUGCAGAGGGCCAAGGUGGCCCUAGCGGCUCAGAAGGGCAACAGCUCGGAGGCCCCGAAGAAGGCAGCUCGUGAUGAGCGCGUUCCCGCAAAAGAGUGGCAGAGGCUCAUUUCCUUCAAGUACUCGGGCCCCAAGCGCUGUCCUUUCUACAACUGCUCAUUGGGCUGCCAUUGGCUUCUGGAUCCAGCAGAGCCCAGUGAUGGUCCCCAGACGAAGAGUCGUUCGGACCGGAGAGGCGAGGCCGCCCUUGCCGUCUCUGCAUUUCAGUGGAGCCCACCUCACUUUAGGCAUCUCAGAUGCUGUUCGUCUGGCUGGAGUUCAAGCCCUGCCUCCCGUGGACAUUGUGUUGUCAGAGUCAGUACCGUCUCAGUGGAUGUGGUGGAUCUCACAAUGUGGCAUCGCAUCAUGUUUGUGCUCAAGCUGGGUAUCGUGCUCUUUUUGCACUGCGGCACUCCGUGCAACACUUUUACCUCAGCCCGAAAGCUCGAUGGCGGCCCCCCGCCACUGCGCUCGGCAGCUGAGCCGCUUGGCCUGCCGAGCUUGUCAGCAGACAAUGAGGCACUGGUCAUGCUUGGUAACAUUUUUCUUUUUCGCACAGCCGAAGCCUGCAAGUGUGUUUUCCAGUUCGGGGGUAAUUUUUCUAUUGAGAACCCCCUUUUGAGUUUGAUGUGGGUCACACCCACAGUACGGCAAUUGAUCCACGAGACUCGUGCGCUCGGGCUGGAUUUUGACCAGUGUGCAUUUGGUGCUCCUUCCCUCAAGCCAACGCGCCUUCUGUGCUCGACCGAUCUGCUCGACGAUGUGUGCAUGCAUUGCCCUGGCGGUCACCAGCAUGUCAAGCUCAAAGGCAAAGUUUGGGAUCCUGUGCGGCAGCGGAUGGUUUUUCGCACUAAACAGGCUCAAGUCUAUCCUUGGGCGUUGUGCGCUACUGUGGCGACGGCGGUCUCGGAGUUGCUCACCAACCCGCUGGCGCACUUUUUCGCUUCAUUUCAACUGCAGACUCCGGCUGGUGAUCGCAAGCGUGCCCUGGGGUCAAGCAAGCAAUGGCCCGGGCACCGCCAAGCUGAGUCGGCAGCCAAGGCACAGCUCGCUGGCUAUCAGCUCAAGCGUGGGGCCGCUAAGCCGCUCUUGGAGUUUGAGAUGGAGCCGGGGGAAGCCAUUCGUGUCGCUCUCCAAGUGGUUCACCCCUUCACUGCGGAGGUCAUGCUGCCUGAAGCCUCUGCUCAGGCUCUUGCUCAACUACAACGUCCUGCUGCGGUUAUCCUUGCAGAGCGCCAGCGGCUCCUGGCGUUCUGGAAGCAGCGCGCCUUGGAGCUCCUGCCUCGCUCUAUUGCUCGGAUCCGCCAACAGCCAGAUCCAGCUCUGCGGCGUUUGCUUUUAGGUUGUCAUGAUCACGAAGCGCCUCAGCUUGGUCAAGUUUGCCAUGUGGAGCUCUAUGCGGAGAUGCUGGCAGCAUGCAACUCUGUGGAUCAUGACCUUCCGCAGCAUUUAUUGCACGGUUUUCCGAUCGUGGGGCCCAUCGCCGCCACCGGUCGAUGGCCACCAUAUCCGAAGCCUCAAAAAGAUCUACCAGUUCAAGCAGCUCUAGACCGGGCCUGGGCUCUCCGGCGGAAGAUUGUCUCUCGUGUGAAAGGUGUGCCAGUCUCUGAAAAUUUGAAGAAGAUCUGGCAAGCCUCGAUCGAGGACGUAGAAGAAGGCUCUUGCUUGGGCCCUUUUUCGUCGGAGGUCGUUCAAAAGAACAAGGUGCGUGGUUGCGAUAGUGCUACGACAAACAUGAUCAACCAAGUGACCAAGAUCACUGAGAAGCUCCAACUGCCGUCUACUGACAUGAAUGUGGCAGUACUUAGGCUCCUGAGGAAAGUUGCGCCAGACGAGGCGAUCCUAGGUUGGGUCUUGGACGAGAGGAAAGCCUAUCGUCAAGUCGCUGUACGACCUGAUCAUAGGAAGUUCUCUGUCAUCUGCCUGAAGGAUCCUACGUCUGGGCUCCCAAGUUUCUUUGUCAUGGUAGGGCACUCAUUUGGGUUGGUGUCUGCGGUGUACAAUUACAAUCGCCGGUCGGCGGCCAUCAACGAGUUUCUGGUCUCUAUUUUUGGUCUGGUUGCUUUUAGCUUCUACGACGACAAGUACGGAUUUGAGCCAGCUACAACAGCUGGCUGUGCUCGUGAAGUGGCAGAGAAAGUGCAUGAAUGGCUCGGAGCGAGGUUUGAUCAGAAGAAACUGCAGCUCUCGAGCGCCCCGACUAUUCUGGGAGUGACCUACAACCUGGAAGCCAUGCAGCUUGAGAUCAAGAAGGAACGUCGGGAAGAGAUCUCUUCCGAGAUUGACGCUAUCCUUCUGUCAGGGCUUCUGGAUCCCGGCUCUGCGGGGAAGCUGAAAGGAAAGCUCAUGUUUGGUGCAUCUCAGUUGUGGGGGAAAGUCGGCAGGGCUUUCUUGCGCGUGAUCUCUGAACGACAGUACCUGCGCUUUCCCAUCAAGAAUGAGUUCAAGCUGGAUGCGCCUCUGAUAGAAGCUCUGAAGCAGUGGAAGAAGCUCGUCAAUGAAGGGCCGCCAAGACCAAUCGAGAUGGCAUGUUCAAAACCAGCGGAUCUGGUCAUUUUCACGGAUGGCUUCACUCCUGAUCCUCGCUCUUCAGAAACUUUACCCGAUCGUGUCGGGGCAGUCAUGUUUGAUAGGAGAUUGAGGCAGCCUGUUCAGUUUUCUGCUACGGUCCCAGUUGAGAUCAAGAAGCGUUGGCUCCAGCGCACCACCCAGAUUGUCCCAGUGGAGAUGAUCGCGACUGUGCUUGCCCUGGAGACUUUUGCGGAGCGCGUUCGCGGAGCCGAUGUCAUCUUGCUCAUAGAUUCUGAGGCGGUCGAAGCUGAUCAGUUGAGCACAGACAAACGCCUGGGUCACGUGCUUAGCAUUCUUUGCUGUGCAGUUUUGGAUCUGACAUGUCUGCUCCCCCCAUGCCUAGAGCAGAUGUUCAUCGACAAAAAGGAGGAGGCAGAGGAUGCCGACGUAUUUAAUUUUCAGCUGACCGAAGAUGAUAUGAAAGCUCCUGUCUCAGACCGCUUGGGUCAGCGGAGCGACAAAGGAGGGGUGUCAAGCCCUCUGCCGAGCCCUUUGCAACAAUGGCAGUUGCUGGAAGAGUCGCGAGUCGCUGUCACAGUGUCCGAGGAGCUGCUGCAGAAGGCCAAAAUUGCCUUUGACCGACAGGAGGUGGUUUUUCUGCAUCAUGUGGUCGCCGUCGCUUUCCCCCAGCUACCUACUCUAAAGGCUGCACGGAAAGCGAUACGGCAAGGGCGUGUGCUGGUAGACGGUGAGCUGAAUGCCAAGCAUGACGCGCUGGCGCCACCGAUAGGUAGCGUUCUGCUUGCAUCUAUGGGCUUGGUUGACAGCAUUCUGCAAGGAGUUGAAGGAUUGUUGCAGUCUUGGAAUAGCAAGUCGCAAAGGCCCGAAGCCAGAAUUUAUCUCGUGGAAGAAGACCCUCACGCCGGUUGGGCCGUUGUGAACAAGCCGCCCGGCAUGCACUGCAAGCCAUGUGCUUUCAACACCAAUUUAGUGACUCUGGAGGGAUAUCUUCCUGCUUUGGUCCAGCCACCGCUGACUGGUACUCAUUGUCGAUGCCCUCGGGUCUGCCAUCGGUUGGACUUCCGUGUAGCUGGACCUGUGCUGGUGGCUACCGCAGAGGAGACCAUGCGAAGUCUCAAGGCGUCUUUCGAGCGGCGUUCAGUGACGAAGGAGUACCGAGCCAUUGUCUGUGGAUCGCUGGGAGAAGCAGGCACUCACUUCAAGGUCUCAGCGCCCGUCGCUGAUGAAGAGGCCGAGACCGAGAUUGAGGUGCUGCGAGUUGUUCCCUGCCCACAUUACGGCUAUCUGUCGGAGUUGAAAAUACGACCCAUCACGGGGAGACAUCAUCAGAUUCGACAGCACUGUGCGGAGUUUCUGGGUGCACCGAUUGUAAACGACGAACGCCCACUAUUUGACGUGGCUGCAGCUGCAUGGCAAAGACGAACAGGGACACCUUUACCACCAUACUACGUGCGAGGCGGCGGCAACCUGUUCCUCCAGGCAGUGGCUAUUGCAUUUCCACCACCUAGCCAAGAAGUCCAAGAAGGCCAAGUGUGCCAAGACAAAUUCGUCCGAGUGAAGGUCCCAGUAUCGGGUCGUUUUGAACGCUUGCUGCGGACCUCGGCUCGUGCGUAUGAAGAGGGUUGGAGGUCAACUGCAGAUGGACAGACCUUCCAAAUUAGAGCUUCAGGAUCAUUUGGCUAUCCACUGGACCGUUCUGCUGAUUCGGAAAGAUUCAACAGUGGGGUGGAGAUGCCUUCCUCGCAAGACAUACCAGAAGAAGGCCCAGAGAGAACCUUCGAAGAUGAGGCUGCAAAGAACUACCCAGAUGUGUCAUUUGCAUCAAGUGCUCUCUUCCAUGCUUUAGUGACUGCCAGCUUGGAACAGGGCUUUGUUCCUAGCAUUUUGCGUUCAGAUGAUGCAAUCAUUGCCUUGGAUGUGCACGGUGAAAGCGGUGCCCGGCUUGGCUUGGCCAUGGUGACAUCGGAGCUGUCAGCUGGCAGGACAUCAGACCUGGAAACUCGUGCGCGCUGGCGCUUGGAUGCCAUUUACCAAGGAGCACGGCUUAUCUUAGGAAAUGAUUUGCAAAAAGCAGCUGCAGGACAAACUCAAGCAGAUGCAGUGCGCCGUGUCUUGGGGGAACGUUUGUUGCCAGUGGUGCUUCAACUUAUGGCAGAGGAGGAGGACGUGUCCGAAGACAGCGGCUGGAACUUCUUCUCAAACCAAAUUCCUCAAACACAUUGGCCGGCUUCUUUGGGCUUGCGACUCUCAGGUGCAGCUGUGGAGUGGAUGGCGCUUGGAUGUAGCAGUCUAGCUGAGCAUGCUCUGGAGGAGCUUUUGUCACAUCUCCGUCCAGUGGUGCCCAGCACAGAAGAGAAAACCAUCAAGGAUGCGAAUGCACAGGGUGCGUCGGCGGAUCUCCAGUCACAGCCGAAUCCACAGAAUCCGAUGAAUCCAACAGAGAAUGCUCCGAAGCAGCGGCCACCCGCUGUGAUUUGCUGGCGCGGACGUGUCAUUGCAGCGACUCCAGCGUGGCGGCGCUUGAACUCCAUUGAUCAAGGUCUGCUCGUGGCCAUGGCGAAUGCUGUUGGGCCCCAAGCCUUUGAGUCGUCGCGAAGCCUUGCCCUUGAGGAGGUGGAAAAUCUGUGGGUCAGGGCGGGUGAAAUGCUGCAACACCAAAUGCUGAGCCUUCGGCUAUAUCCAGAUCAGAAAUACAUCCCCCCGGAGUUGCACGAAACUAUUUCAGAUGCGCGCAAGAUGGAAGAUGCAUCCCUUGUCCUUUCAGUGCUUGCGCCUGUGCAAACAUGUAAGGACAACAACAUCACUUUGCCAGCCUUGCGUGAAAGCGCAUCAGUGUGCUCCAAGGACGGAAACUUGCCGUUUCUUUGGCAGAAAUUGCUCGGGAGGACCGAGGGUCUCUUAGGGCUUGGUUCGCUUUCAGCUGCAAUUCUAUUGGACGAACGUUCCGGAGAUGUCGUUGCAUUCCCGGCCUUAACUAGCAGAAGCAAGAAUGUGGCCGACACAUGCACCUGUCUCAGGCGUGUAGUCUACUGGUUUCAUGCUUUACCACCGUUGUCGUCUUGCUGCUCCCAGCGCUUUGCCUGUUGUGACGGCUACGUCAUUGCAGCUGCCCGCAGGGAGGAUGGAAUUAUUUGCUGGGCAUGCUCAACGACAACAAGCCCAACAAGCUCAGACUCAGAGCAAAAUGCCCUGAAAGAUGUACUCCAACUGCUGAAGCACCUGCCCAGAGCACCAAAUCUUUGGAGUGCUUUAGGGGCGCUGGAGGCACCUGGAGUCUUCGGCUGA